Molecule: messenger RNA, 759 nt
Organism: Echinostoma caproni
Lineage: Eukaryota; Metazoa; Platyhelminthes; Trematoda; Plagiorchiida; Echinostomatidae
Source: the annotation of a GenBank genome assembly
UUGAAUUAUUUUAUACCGCGCACCUACUGCAGAACGGAAUCAAAAACACGAUUAUUUGUGCAGCACCGUGAUGCACUUCACCAAACCAAUAGAGUAAAACUCAUCGAACUCAAUAGAGAAUGGAUUCGUGUCUUCUUGUGGUGUAUCAAAUGUGUUCAACUCAAGCAUCACGUGAUACAUAUUGCUUUACUUGGACCUGGGUAUUCACUUAGAUAUACUUUCCGGUCUUUUUUUCUGCAGGCCGCGCAGAAUAUUUCCGAAUACGGGCAACGUUUAGAUCGACUCUGUCGCGAUAUUGCUAACCUCUGUCCCGAUUCAGCCAGUCGACGCGAUCUGUUGGCCUAUCUACAACGUGUCACCCUCCACUGUCACCAGUUGAAUAUCACCAGUCGGGUCAAAGCCGGAGUGCAGGUCGAAAAUUCCGCCGCCUUAAUCCAAGCCGCACGAAAUCUGAUGACCGCAGUUGUACUGACCGUGAAAGAAAGCUACAUCGCCUCGACCAAAUAUCGCGAUCCGGCUGGACAAAAUCGACCAGUGGUCCGAUGGCGAAUGCGUGCCCCGGCCAAAAAACCUUUAAUCACACCGGAUACCGAUUGGGAUGAAUUGGGGCCUGAAUUGAAUGAUGAUCACGAGGAAGAUGAGGAUGACAAUUUGAUCCGAUCCAGCCGUUCUCGAUCGGUCAGACGAUCGGAUGCGCUCAGUGAACUGGCUGAGUUUGAUCAUCCACUCACCCCGGUGCCGCGGUACGGAGUGCGCUAA